Molecule: messenger RNA, 1370 nt
Organism: Pocillopora verrucosa
Lineage: Eukaryota; Metazoa; Cnidaria; Anthozoa; Scleractinia; Pocilloporidae
Product: UPF0690 protein C1orf52 homolog
Source: RefSeq, a predicted model, not a curated record
AUGGCGGACGAACCGUUAAACAAGGAGGUAAACAGUGCCGAUAAAGAUCCGCUGUCAUUCUUUACUGCCGGAGAUUCCAGCUCGACCUCAGACUCUGAAAACGAAAGCGAUGUUAGGGAUGACGAUCAAGACAAAUUGAAAUCCAAGAGCCCAGCAGGUAAUGCAUCAGCACUCAAGACAAAGCUUCCUUCACCGACGACUUUGUUCGCAACAGUUGGGAGACCAGCUUUCCUUGAAACUAAAGAGGAGAGCUACGUCGAUUGGAACUCGCUGUCAAAACGAUACGAACCAAACACCUAUUCAGCUCCUCCCGUACAAUUUCCUCCUGUGACGGAAAGCAGCAGAGAUAGUGAAGAAUACGAAGAUGCUGUCAUUUCUUCUGCUCCAGUCAAAUACGGCAAGGAGAUCUCUGACAUACAAAAGCACUUAGUUGUUCACGAAAAAAGAUCAGUCACUACCGCCUUAAACAUCUUGAAAGAAAGAGGAGAAAGUGCUCCAAAGAAACAGAAAACGGAAAAUUUUAAGCAAAAAGAGAAAAGAAAACGCGAUCAAGGACAGACUUCUAGAGGAAAGAGUUAUGUGGAGGAAGAAAAGAGAAUAUUACGCCAAGACUUUGCUGCUGAUUAACCAUUACUCACUAUACGCGGUGGCCGUCAGACGCCUGCUAAAUGACUCCAUAACCUUUGUUUCAAGUUUCGGGAGAAAAGAUAUCCCAAAUUGCACUUUUUCUACCGUGAAGUCAAGGGUUACACUGUAUACAAGCUUCGUGUGUGAAAAAAGCGAUUUUAAUUCGUGAAUCGAGAUAUAUUACGUUUUUAACCGAAAUGUAGAGAACCCUUUUACAUGUGAAACACAAGCAAGCUUUAAAUUUUAGUUCAUAGGAUACUGCUAAAGGGGUUCGAAACACUAGCAAUAAUAUCCUCUCUCUAUGCACAAUCAUUUUGUAAUUAUAGACACCAUAAUCUUCUGCUGUAGACUGUCCACUUUUUUGAAUUCGCUAUGAAUUAUAAUUUGGGAAUUUCAAAUGCUCACCUCAGCCUCUGGAUUCGAAGCCAGAAGUCAAUUAAACCUCACUAAACAGAUCAUUACUUCUCGUCAAUAAUUUUUUUUCUACAUUUUCUGCACCUGACAGUCCACUAUGGGCGGAAAUUAAGUAAAAUUGCGAACACAAUUAAAAUCCAUUCGAAGGAAAAAUAAUUUACGGGAGGUACGGGAAAAGAAAAAGAAAGCAGAAAGAGGAAAACCGCCCAAAGGACGAAGAUGCUUGAAUGAGACAUCAUAACAUGAAUGACUUGCUCAACCUCGCGGUUACAUCCGGUUGGGAAAGGCAAUAUCUCAUGAAUCUAAGACUUUUUGCACAAGUUCUUUCA